This is a messenger RNA of Diachasma alloeum, 1504 nucleotides long. RefSeq names its product 3-hydroxyisobutyryl-CoA hydrolase, mitochondrial. Gene Ontology annotation, biological process: L-valine catabolic process. The transcript has 4 exons. The record is from RefSeq and is a predicted model, not a curated record. The coding region runs from base 79 to 1266 and encodes 395 amino acids. Gene Ontology annotation, cellular component: mitochondrion. Gene Ontology annotation, molecular function: 3-hydroxyisobutyryl-CoA hydrolase activity. Lineage: Eukaryota; Metazoa; Arthropoda; Insecta; Hymenoptera; Braconidae.
CUUAUAUCAAUGGAUUGAACGACGUUGACAAAAGAUUAGAGGCUAUUGGACGAUUAAAGUCCAUUGCUCCGAUUAGAAAUGAUGGCGAAUAUAAUCUUAAAGCUGCUGGCGCCGAGUACCAGGAGAACGAUGCAGAACAUCUUAUCUCAGUCCAGAGCAACUCAUAAUGCUGUUGGUAACAAAAGAGCGGAGGGAAGUCAUCCAGAGGCACAUGACGAUGUUCUCUUCGAAGAGAUCGGUGAGAGCGGACUGAUAACCUUGAACCGUCCAAAAGCCCUGAACGCCUUGAACCUCUCAAUGGUGAACAAAAUCCACCCUGUCCUGAAACAAUGGGAAUCAUCGAAGAAUCUGGUUGUAGUGAGAGGUAAUGCGCAGGCUUUCUGUGCUGGGGCGGACGUCAAGUUCUACUUAGGGUCCAUCAACGAUGCUGAACCUCGAGAAGGAACCUAUGAAUUCAUACGAAACGAGUACGAACUCAUGUACAUCAUUCGUUCGUUUGAGAAGCCUUACGUGGCUCUGAUCCAUGGGAUAACUAUGGGAGCUGGUGUUGGUCUCUCGAUUCAUGGUAAAUAUUCCAUUGCCACUGAGAAAACUGUCUACGCAAUGCCAGAGACUGCGAUAGGAUUUUAUCCCGAUGUUGGUGGCACGUAUUUUCUUCCUCGUUUGCGUGGACAACUGGGAUUCUAUUUGGGACUCACUGGGCGCAGGUUGAAGGGAGUUGAUGUCAAACUCGCUGGCAUUGCCACACAUUACGUUCAGUCCUCUAAACUCGAAGAAUUGACUGAUGCUCUACUCAAGUCUGGUGGCAAAGAUCUGGAGAAAAUUCUCGACAAUUUUGAGGAUAAAACUCCAGCUGAAUUCACUUUAGCUAAAUAUUCAGAUAAAAUUGAUGAAUACUUCUCGGCGGGCACUGUCGAGGAAAUAGUCGACAGACUGAAGGAGGAUAAGAGCGAAUGGGCCCAGGGGGUCAUCGAUAAUCUCAGUAAAAUGUCGCCAACUUCACUAAAGUUGACCCUCAAGGCAUUCCAGAGAGGAAGAGAGAUGAGUUUGCUUGAGUGUCUGAGGAUGGAGAACAGGAUGACCUGUGCUGUUUACAGAAAAGAUAGUGACUUUCACAGGGGUGUCAGGGCCCAUCUGAUCGAUAGAGACGGCAAACCCGGGUGGAAUCCUGGGAGCCUUGAGCAAGUUCGGGAUGAUUACAUCGAGGAAAUGUUUAAAUCUAUACCGGCGUGUAGAGACUUGAGAGUUCGGCCGAAACAAGCCUAACAGAACAUGAUAAUUAAUUCUUCACCUCGGCUGAACUCAAAACCCUGGACCCAUCUGAUGAUUGAAAAGUAGCACUAGAGUGAUUUCGGUAUUUGAUUUUGUUGAUUUUACUUUACAUUUUUCGGGUAAUGCAUUAAUUACUUUCAUCUUUGAUAGUUACUGAGGGGUGGGAAACAAAAUGUAACUACCUAAGAGGGUAUACGUGUGACUGAAUAAAUAAAAAUGAAUCAAUUCUUCA